AUGCACAGCAAGCACAGCACCACCCGUGCGACUGACGCCACAAAAGUGUGGGCUACUCUGAUCACAAAUACGAAUUAUCUUCCUGGUCUCUUCACGCUUGAGUACUCGCUUCGCAAGACGGGGUCGAGAUACCCGCUCAUCGUUUUGUACACUGACUCUUUUCCGGACGAGGGCCAUGCUGCUCUCGAGGCCCGGGGGCUGCUGAAGCAGCGCGUUCCGCAUUUGCUCCCGUCGUUACCGAAAGAGUAUACCAAUGACCCCCGCUUCUACGAUACGUGGACGAAACUCGCUGCCUUCUCGCUGGUCGAGUAUGAGCGUGUGGUGCUGCUCGAUGGAGAUAUGCUGGUAUUGCAGAAUAUGGACGAGUUGAUGGAUGUUGAACUGGAUGCGCCAGAGCUGGGAGGGACGGGGAACAGAGUGUUUGCCGCCAGCCACGCCUGCGUGUGCAACCCGCUCAAGAAACCACACUAUCCCAAGGACUGGAUCCCAGCGAACUGCGCAUUCACAACGCAGCAUUCCACCCCGGACGCGGCGCAAACAUCGGGCGCACCCUCGGAUACCGGGCUCGGCCUCUGCAACUCGGGUAUCCUCGUCAUCAACCCGUCUAGCGGCGUCUACGACAAAAUCAUCGACCAGCUGAAUACCCCCGCCACGCUGAGCUACACCUUCCCCGACCAGGACCUUCUCUCCGAUAUCUUCCGUGGCCGCUGGCUCGCCAUCCCGUACGUAUACAACGCGCUCAAAACACUGCGGCGAAAGGGCGUCCACGAUGCAAUCUGGCGAGACGAGAAGGUCAAGAAUGUCCACUACAUCCUGAGUCCGAAGCCGUGGGACGAAAUCGAUAAGGCGGCCGAGGGGCAAGGAAUGACCAAGCCGCGGAAAGCCAGCCUGGACCCCAUGCACGAGUGGUGGUGGCGGUUCACGGAGGAGAGGCUGGCGAAUGAGAACGAGCGCGGCCUGGCUGAUCAAUUUUGA
This is a messenger RNA of Aspergillus clavatus NRRL 1, 975 nucleotides long. RefSeq names its product glycosyltransferase family 8 protein. NCBI's taxonomy places the organism in Eukaryota, Fungi, Ascomycota, Eurotiomycetes, Eurotiales, Aspergillaceae. Gene Ontology annotation, molecular function: glycosyltransferase activity. The record is from RefSeq and is a predicted model, not a curated record. The transcript is spliced from 3 exons. The coding region runs from base 1 to 975 and encodes 324 amino acids.